AUGCUGGUGUUUCUGGUAUUUCCUCCUACCGGAAUGCGUGGAGAAGCGCUGCUGAGCGCCGCGCGCGCUUGCUUGGGCUUCGAGCCCAGCGACGAGAGAUUGAGCGAACAGCACGACGACCCGAGGCACAAGACUCCUGCCAUCGACAUCAACACCGCCAAGUGUAAUCAGCCAAAGGACGAAGUGCCCUACCAGUUCAUCUCGCUGUCAAGUAUGGCAAUACUGGCGUUGCUGGAGAAUACAAUCAAGGAGGUUGUAAAACCGCUGCUACCAAUGAACGUCGAGCUCAACCACUGCAAGUUUACCUCGUGUCUUCAAGAAGACAGCGACAACUGUGAACUGUGA
This is a messenger RNA of Phytophthora infestans T30-4, 345 nucleotides long. RefSeq lists its product as uncharacterized. The transcript is spliced from 4 exons. The coding region runs from base 1 to 345 and encodes 114 amino acids. The record is from RefSeq and is a predicted model, not a curated record. NCBI's taxonomy places the organism in Eukaryota, Oomycota, Peronosporomycetes, Peronosporales, Peronosporaceae.